GUGGCGUUUGUUGUUGGCCCUCAGAUAUUAAGAAGUUAGAGAGAGAUUAUUAGCAGCUUCCAUUAAUUCUUGUGUGAAGAUGAAUGGUUUUAAGCACAAAGUGGGUGAAUCCCUGAUUUUGAUUAAGAAGAACAGAUGGGAUUUUAUGCUUAAACCUUCAGAGAGUUCGUGUUCUUCGAUCGUUUUGUCUCCGGAAAAGUCACUAUUUGAUGUGGGUUUCAUUAGUUUUUCAUCCACGGCAACGGGAAAGAAUGCGGUUGACGUGGGAAUAGAUGAGACGGUGAAAAAGGUGGUGUUAAACUCAGGUCAUGUGAGCAAAACUAGUGUUGAUCCCAGCAGACUGUGUAAGGAUGUGCUGGGGACAGAAGGAAAUCCAAUUUUGUCCAGAGGAUGGUGGAGUAGAGAGUGUCUGGUUAGUUCAUGGACUCCUUACCAACUUGCGAAGUACCGUGGACAGCCUGCAAUACUUCCUUGCUUAGCUAGAUCCCUUGCGUCCAGUUCAGCUUCUCAGUCAUCAAGGCAAACUCCACCAGAGCGGAACAGAAAGGACAUAUCUACAGUUGAUGAUCCUUUUGAUGCCCCCACAUACAAUAUUCCAGAGAAGCCAGUGACCUUUACAGAAGGUGCCUCAUACAGUGUUAUCAUACUUGUAGGACUUGGUAUUGCAGCUGCAGCUGGAUAUGCUGUUUUCAAGGAGCUUAUUUUUGAGCCUAAGGAGUACAAGAUUUUUGGAAAGGCUCUGGAAAGGGUUCAGAAUGAUGGUCAGGUUAGAGUGAGGAUCGGAUCACCUGUUACAGGCUAUGGUCAAGAAAGUAGAAACCGGGCAGCUCGGCAACGGAUUCCGAAUAGAACUUGGACUGAUGAAGAUGGUAUUGAGCAUGUUGAGGUUAAUUUCUAUAUUCGUGGGCCCCAUGGAGCUGGCAAGGUUUAUGCUGAGAUGUUCAAAGACCAGGCGGACAAACAGUGGAAGUUCACAUUUCUGAUAGUUGAGAUCAAAUCACCUUCACCAGCACAGUUGAUGCUGGAGUCAUAUGUCCCAGCUUAGGACAUUGAGAUCAAAUAAAAUUCAUACAUCUGUUCAUGCUCAUACCAAAUGUCAUUUUUUAAUCUAAUCUGUUGUCUGAUUUAUAUGGCAUUGGUUGAAUUAUUGUUUUAAUGAGGCCUGGCAUUUGGCAGUCAGGCAUUUAGAAUCAUUGUUUUAGUCACUUCUUGUAUUCCGAUUUUUUUAAUUUAUACGGGGAUAACUGUUUGCUUGGCUUGCGAGGCACCACUGGCUUCUCUUUCUUUCGCUGCCAUUUAACAGCUCAAGCUAUUGGCUGCACACAACCAAUUGUUCAAAGGCCCUUGCUGGGGCUGUACAACUUAAAGGAAAAUGGGCAUUCUGUGGCCUCACCAAUGGUCUUUUGGUUCUGAGGGUCUGACUUCUAAGUCAUCCAAAGGAUGGCUUUAGCCAGAACAUAUUGGAUGGAAAACCCACAUUUAGAAUUAAUGGAUUAUAUUUGUCAGUAGUUGAACCAAA
This is a messenger RNA of Telopea speciosissima, 1519 nucleotides long. RefSeq names its product probable mitochondrial import inner membrane translocase subunit TIM21. Gene Ontology annotation, cellular component: TIM23 mitochondrial import inner membrane translocase complex. Lineage: Eukaryota; Viridiplantae; Streptophyta; Magnoliopsida; Proteales; Proteaceae. The coding region runs from base 80 to 1045 and encodes 321 amino acids. Gene Ontology annotation, biological process: protein import into mitochondrial matrix. The transcript is spliced from 9 exons. The record is from RefSeq and is a predicted model, not a curated record.